Messenger RNA from Anthostomella pinea, 1605 nucleotides. Lineage: Eukaryota; Fungi; Ascomycota; Sordariomycetes; Xylariales; Xylariaceae. The record is from the annotation of a GenBank genome assembly.
AUGGCGAACGACGAGACGGCACCACUACUGGGCGGAAGCGAUGCUGCGCCGAAGAGGGCGGCGCUCUUCUCGCCUGCCACCAGGAUCCUCUUUGCAGGGUUCAUAAUAUCGCUAUCGUUCAGUUACACGCAGACACCCAUCUUGUAUACGUUCCAUGUGAUGGUCUGCGAGGAAUACUAUCGUCAUGCGCCUGCGUACGAAGGACCUGGCGACCGCUGUAGCCGCAACGAGAUAGACGCCGGUGCUGCGGCGCAGCUCGCGAUCAUGGGCUGCGCUACCAUAGUAUGCGCUAUCUUGAACCUCUUCAUCACAGGGUGGCAAAUGAGAAGGGUUGGUCCAAAGAUGGCCUUGGCCAUUCAGACCUUCUUUCCGGUUAUUCGGGUCAGCAUACAGGCCGCUUCGCUGUGGGUGGGGGCCGGCGGUGGGCUCAUCGUGAUGCAGAUGAGUCAGAUACUGACCCUUAUGGGCGGCCCUGCCGGCUACAUACUCGUGCUGAACACCAUCAUCGCCGAGAUCACGGAGCCGGCCGCUAGAACCGCCAUGUUUGGAAGGCUGCAAGGUGUGGUGAUGCUUGGUGUAGCUCUAGGAUAUCUUGUCGGCGGCAUCGUGGCGGAGAGGGUUAGCAUCAAAGCGCCAUUCGACCUUGCAGCCAUCUCACUUGCUCUCUGCUGUGUAUACAGCUGCUUGUUUGUGCCAUACGUCGACCCAAAGUCCCUCACGGCUGGGGACAAGGGUCCCAAAGCAAAGGGACUAUCCGCUUUCUUUGGGCCACUGAAGGCACUCGGAUCGCAGAGGAUGAGGCUUACCGACGGACGUAUCGUCAGACAUUAUGGCAUCUUCUUCCUUGCUCUUGGGGUAUUCACCGGAGUCCUUGCCACGGGGUAUGCACCUACCUUGAUCCAGAUGUACGCCAUGACCAAGUUUGGGUUCCGGUCAACCAACAACAGUCUUCUUAUGGCGGUCAACUGCCUCAUCCGGGGGAUCUUCCUGAUGUUCGUGUUUCCGCACAUCAUCUCCUAUGGGCGCAGAUGGUUCAAAACGUCGACCGGGGUAGCAAGCCCCGAGCCGGACCUCGACACGGUCAUCCCGACCGAGCCACGGGACUUUGACCCCGUACCUAUAACAGUCGCCGACCAGGAGCCCGCCAAACCCCCGAGCCCGGUGGAAAGAACUGAGGGCGCGGCGUUUGACUUGUUCUUCUUGCGGUGGAGUCUCCUCAUCGACGGUGUCAUCACGGCAUCCUCGGCUUUUGCCACCCAGGGUUGGCAUAUGUAUAUGGUGGGAUUCCUGCUUCCCCUAGCUUCCGGAUCAGCGCCAGCAAGUAAAGGCGUCCUGACCGAAAUGGUGCCUGCGUCUCAGAAGGCCGAAGUCCUCCAGGCCAUGACGCUGGUCGAGUACACGGCGACGUUCACCACUUUGGGGCUCUUUGGUGCCAUAUUUUCCACGUUGGCCGAUGCUGGAAAGUCGUAUCUGACCUUUUACUGCAACGCGGCAAUCGCCAUCGUCGGAGUGUGUCUGCUUCUGUUUUCAAGGUUUCCACCUCAAGACAGCGAGCUGGUUCCGGAGCAGGCUGAUGAGAAUUCGCCCAUGCAAGAUGAGCCAUAG